AUGCUCAGGGGUCAGCAGCUGCUGCUGUUGCUGUUCUUCAAGGGACCAUUAAUCAAUGCUGGUGCCUGGACUGGAGAUGCCACAGAUUCCAACACUGAGGAUAACCUGCCAUCCUCCCCAGAAAAGGGCUGGUGCUCCACCUGGGGAGCUGGCCACUUUUCCACCUUUGACCACCAUGAGUACGAUUUCAAAGGGAUGUGCAACUACGUCUUUACGGCUACCUGUAGGGAUGCCUCGCCCACCUUUAGCAUCCAGUUGCGGAGAGACAGGGAUGGGAACAUAUCCCGGAUCAUCAUAGAACUUGGGGCUUCUGUGGUCACUGUGAACAAGGCAAUCGUCUCUGUCAGGGACAUCGGGGUUGUUAGCCUGCCCUACACCAGCAAUGGCCUCCAGAUCACACCAUACGGCCAGAGCGUGCAGCUGGUGGCCAAGCAGCUGGAGCUGGAGUUAGUUGUCAUUUGGGGUCCAGAUGCCCAUCUUAUGGUCCUGGUAGAGAAGAAGUACAUGGGCAAGCUGUGUGGACUGUGUGGGAACUUCGACGGGAAGACAGACAAUGAAUUUCUGAGUGAGGAUGGCAAACUUCUGGAACCUCACAAAUAUGCCACACUCCAGAAGCUAGAUGACCCCAAUGAGAUCUGUGCCCAUGAGGCCAUCCCCAGCCCUACCACCCUGGAGACCAGAUAUGCCCAUAUCUGCAACCAGCUACUGACCCUGGUGUCCCCUGGGUGUGACGUGCCCAAGGAGCCACUGGUGCUGAGCUGCCAGGCAGACAUGGCCGAGUGUGCCCAGCCAGGCCGGCAGAAUUGCAGCUGUGCCACACUGUCUGAGUACUCCCGUCGAUGUAAUGUGGCCGGCCAGCCUGUGCGCAACUGGAGGACCCCCGGGCUCUGCCCCGUGAGCCAGUGCCCGGCCAACCAGGUGUACCAGGAGUGUGGUGAGGUCUGCGUCAAGACUUGCUCCAACCCACAGCACAGCUGCUCCAGCUUCUGCACCUUCGGCUGCUUCUGCCCCCAUGGUACACUACUUGACGAUAUAUCCAAAAACCAGUCCUGUGUGCCAGUCAGCCAAUGCCCCUGUAUGCUCAAUGGUGUGGUCUAUGGCCCUGGGGAGAUCACAAGGACAGCCUGCCAAACCUGCCAGUGCACCAUGGGCCGCUGGACGUGCACGAAGCAGCCUUGUCCUGGCCACUGCUCCCUAGAAGGUGGCUCCUUUGUCACCACCUUCGAUGCCAGACCCUACCGCUUCCACGGCACCUGCACCUACACUCUUCUCCAGAGCCCACUGCUUCCCAACGAAGGCACGCUCAUGGCUGUGUAUGACAAGUCAGGUUACUCACACUCAGAGACCUCCCUAGUGUCUAUCAUCUACCUGUCCAAGAAGGACAAAAUCGUCAUCUCAGAGGAUGAAGUGGUCACCAACAAUGGGGACACCAAGUUGCUGCCAUACAAGACACACAACAUCACCAUCUUCAGGCAGACGUCUACCCACCUCCAGAUGGUUACCACCUUUGGACUGGAACUUGUGGUCCAGCUGCAGCCCGUCUUCCAGGCACACAUCACAGUCGGACCCCAGUUCAAAGGCCAGACCAGAGGGCUCUGUGGCAAUUUCAAUGGCGACACAACGGAUGAUUUCACAACCAGCAUGGGCAUUGAUGAAGGCACUGCCUCACUCUUCGUGGACUCCUGGCGCGCAGGGAACUGUCCAGCUGCCCUAGAGCGUGAGACGGACCCCUGCUCCAUGAGCCAGCUCAACAAGGUGUGCGCAGAGACCCACUGCUCCAUGCUGCUGAGGAAGGGCAGUGUGUUUGAGAAGUGCCACACUGUGGUGAACCCCCAGCCCUUCUACAAGAGGUGUGUGUACCAGGCCUGCAACUACGAGGAGACCUUCCCUCACAUCUGUUCUGCACUGGGGGCCUACGCCCAUGCCUGCUCCGCCCGAGGCAUCCUGCUCUUGGGCUGGAGGAGCAGCGUGGACAACUGCACCGUGCCUUGCACUGGCAACCGCACAUUCAGCUACGACAGCAAGGCCUGUGACCGCACCUGCCUGUCUCUGUCGGAUCGUGAGACAGAGUGUCAUGCAAGUGCUGUGCCGGUGGAUGGCUGCAACUGUCCUGAGGGCACCUACCUGAACCACAAGGCAGAAUGUGUGCACAAGGCCCAGUGCCCCUGUAUGCUGGACAGCUACAAGUUCGUCCAGGCUGAUCAGUCAACCAUGAUCAACGGGGUCAUAUGCUACUGCAUCAAUGGCCGCCUGAGCUGCCCACGGCAGGCCGAGAUGUUUUUGGCAUCCUGCCCAGAACCCAAGACCUUGCAGUCCUGCAGCCAGUCGUCAGAAGACAAGUUUGGGGCUGCAUGUGCCCCCACGUGCCAGAUGCUGGCCACAGGCAUUGACUGUGUACCCACCAAAUGUGAACCUGGCUGUAUCUGUCCCAAGGGGCUCUAUGAGAACAGUGACGGGCAGUGUGUGCCUGCAGAGGAAUGCCCAUGUGACUUUGCAGGGGUGUCCUAUCCUGGUGGCUCUGAGCUCCAUACUGACUGUAAGAAUUGCACUUGCUCCCAGGGGAAGUGGACCUGCCAGCUUAGUGCACAGUGCCCGUCCACCUGUGUCCUCUACGGUGAAGGCCACGUCGUAACUUUCGAUGGACAGCGCUUUGUGUUUGAAGGCAACUGCGAGUACACUCUGGCCACGGACGACUGUGGUGCCAACAGCUCACAGCCUACCUUCAAGGUCCUGACAGAGAACGUCAUCUGUGGGAAAUCAGGGGUCACCUGCUCCCGAGCCAUCAAGAUCUCCCUGGGUGGGCUGUCCAUCACAAUGGCAGACAGGAACUACACGGUCAGCGGGGAAGAACCCUUGGUGCACCUUCAGGUGAAGCCCAGCCCCCUAAACCUUGUCCUGGACAUAGGCAUCCCUGGAAGGCUCAACCUGACACUUGUGUGGAACAAGCACAUGAGUGUCUCUAUCAAGAUCAGCCGUGCCACCCAGGAUGCCCUCUGUGGCUUGUGUGGCAACUCCAAUGGGAACAUGAAGGAUGACUUUGAGACACGCAGCAAGUACGUGGCAUCCAGUGAACUGGAGUUUGUGAACUCAUGGAAGGAAAAUCCACUGUGUGGGGAUGCGAGUUACGUGGUGGAUCCCUGUAGCCUAAAUACCUUCCGGCGCUCCUGGGCUGAGCGCAAAUGCAACAUUAUCAACAGCCAAACCUUUGCCGCCUGCCACAGUAAGGUAUACCACCUGCCCUACUAUGAGGCCUGCGUACGUGAUACCUGUGGUUGCGACAUGGGCGGAGACUGCGAGUGUCUGUGUGAUGCAGUGGCUGCCUAUGCCAAGGCCUGUCUGGACAAGGGCGUGUGUGUGGACUGGAGGGCCCCAGACUUCUGCCCUGUCUACUGUGACUUCUACAACAUCCACACACUGGUGGGUGAGAAGGAAUACCAGUAUGCUCAAGAGGCCAACUGCACGUGGCACUACCAGCCCUGUCUCUGCCCUGGCAGCUUGGGGAGCUUCCCGGACACAAACAUUGAAGGAUGCUACAACUGCUCCCACAAUGAGUACUUCGACCACAAAGAAGGGACCUGUGUACCCUGUGCACCACCCACUACCACACUACCGCCAGCCACCACAGGUUCACAGCCCACCACGGCAACUCCCACCAGCCCUGAGUUCUACGGUUCCAGCUCUGCAGCUACACCUGUGGGCCCCUCCUACUUGCCAGGUCUUCCAACCCCAGCACCUUCAACCCCAUCCUCCACUGAGGAAGUAACAGACUGGACCACCCCCAAGAAAUCCACAGUCUCCUCAGAAUACCCUCAAACCACUGAGGCUACUGCACCACUGACAUCACCUUUGCCUCCUACAUCCACACCGAGGUCAACACCCACAAGACUCCCGGUGACACAGGCCACAACCAAGCCCACAGCAUCUUCCCCCAGCUCAUCCACAAAGACCACAGCUCAGUUCACAGAGAGUACCACGGUGACACCACCAACCUCAGUAAUGCCUGAGAUGUCCACCAGCCGAGUGACAUCAGCCCAACAGGAAAGUCACCGUCCAGCCACAACAAGCCAUGCAACUGAGACCACAGAACUACCUCUCUCAGGAAAGACUACCCUGACCACACAUCAAACAGGACAAAGCAAUAGCCUACCACCACCUAAUACAAACACUUGGACCCCAAACACAGUAUCUCAAACUAAGCCAACACACAUGACAUGGAGCACCCACUCUCAACCAACCAUUUCUUUCCACACUACAGAAUACUCCGCAACUGCUCCCUCAGAAACAUCUAUCCAGACAACAACCACUUUUCCAAGGACUCAAAGCUCAUUAGCGUCUGUAAAUCCAACAGUUUCUACGUCAGAAGUGACACCAACAUCUCAGACUCUCAUGACCCCAACUACUUCACAUAUACUACCAUCACCUUCAAUAAUAAAGCCAUCCACCACCAUGUUUCAAACCACCACAACAGAGGAAUCAGAAAUAACACAAACAUUAGCCCCAGGCACCUAUACAACCCUAACCUCAAAUUCAUUCUCCACACAAACCACCUCAGCUUCCUUAAUACACCCUUCCAAUACAACUCAGCAUCAACCCACAUCACUUCCCCUCACUACAAUAUCCAAUAGGUCUACCAUGGGAGGAACUGGUACCCCUGUGGUGCACACCACCUCAGAAACACAUAGCAGGCCUCCUACUCCGCAUACCACACAACCUCCACCCACUGUUCCUGUCUCUAGCACAACACACACCACUGGCCCCCCAUUAGAAACUUCUGUCCAGACCACAAUCACCUUCCACACACAAUCAGGUCCUCACACUUCUUUGGCCACAACACUGCCAGUAUUUUCAACCUCCUCUGUAACAACAACUUCACAGAUAACUAGGACUCCCACAAGCACAGAAACAGUCUCAACGGCUUCCACGCCCAAGAUAUUUAGCACCAUUCUUCCUAAGACCACAAUGGAGGGAACAAGGCCCACACUUACAGCAGCUCUUACCACGUCCACAAUCAGUGCCACUUCUCAAUCUCAAA
Peromyscus maniculatus bairdii (prairie deer mouse) is the source of this 5032-nucleotide messenger RNA. NCBI's taxonomy places the organism in Eukaryota, Metazoa, Chordata, Mammalia, Rodentia, Cricetidae. The record is from RefSeq and is a predicted model, not a curated record.